Messenger RNA from Glossina fuscipes, 1779 nucleotides. RefSeq names its product splicing factor 45 (gene Spf45). Gene Ontology annotation, cellular component: precatalytic spliceosome. The transcript is spliced from 4 exons. Gene Ontology annotation, biological process: alternative mRNA splicing, via spliceosome; mRNA cis splicing, via spliceosome. The coding region runs from base 581 to 1762 and encodes 393 amino acids. The record is from RefSeq and is a predicted model, not a curated record. NCBI's taxonomy places the organism in Eukaryota, Metazoa, Arthropoda, Insecta, Diptera, Glossinidae. Gene Ontology annotation, molecular function: RNA binding.
GAGAAGUUUGGCAAAAACAAAAUGUAAAGUGGAACAAAAUUGUAAAUAUCUUAACCGAUGGAAACAGGGGAAAACGUUGAAUUACUAAAACGAAUAAUUGACGAAAUAAAGCGAAUUUUAAAAAAAGAAAUAAUUUUUCACUAGGCAUCGUGCGUGAAAAAGUACUUUGUAAAAAUGUUCCGACAUAAAAGUAAAAAUCAUAUUAUGUAUACAGUUGAUAUUUACUGCCAAAUUUAAAUUAAUUUAUCAUCAGAAGGAAAGGGACUUUAUAUUCUCUAAAUUAUAGCAAAUUAAAAUUUUUUUCACAACAUAUCUGAUUAAAAACAUUCCGUUGAAAUAAUAAAAGUGUACGUGCUCCAAUUUUUAUCUGCUUAUUAAUUCAUUCAACCUGUUGUGACAUGAUAGAAAAAUUGCCUCCUUUGAGGGAAAAGCAGCCCCUCCCUGAUUUAGGCCUUGAUUGUUAAAGUUAGCAACACCCAAAAUAAGCUGAGGUAGUUAAGCUAGUCAUUUCUGUUUAAGAAUUGGCUUAGUAUAUUUGGCGUCGGUAUCUCAAAAAAGAGAGGGAAUAAAAAGCAUAGUCAUGGAUUUAUACGACGAUAUUGAUACAAAACCAAAAGCCUCACAAAUUGAUGGAUGGUCUUCUUCAGGCAUUAAAAUGUUGCAAACGCAAUUGGCUAUUAAAAAAGCCCAAUUACCGAAACCUAAAGAAAUGCCCAAGAAACCGGCGUUGAUGACUCCCGUGGUAAAUUUGAAAGCCAAAAAAACUCAGAAUGUAGAAGAAACAGUUUUGGUUAAACCCGCCGAUACAAAACCGGUGAUAAAUGCCCAUUUAGUGCCAUCUCUGGAGAACGUGAAAACAGAGGAUUGGGAUUUCGUAGAUGAAUAUGAUCCCUUAUGGCCAAAUGAAUAUGAAAAAUUGAAAGACAAGCAACAAAGCGCUAAAGAAAAGGAUCGCAGUCGGCGAGACGAUCGCGGUAGCAGCAAACGCAGCAGUCGAAGCCGUAAUACUCAUAAUUCACCCCCUGUUAAAUUUAGUGGUUUCGGUCAACGUAUUAGUGAAGAAGAACGUUAUAGCCCACCGGCGCCGGGCUCGGUGGCGAGCAAAGGAGGGGUGGCUAUAGCUCCACCAGCAUCGCUGCAAGAAAUUUCAAUAGCUAACGAUAGCGGUGACAGUUCCUCGAAUGUAACCAUACCCUAUUCUGCCAGUUCCGUGGCUGCCAAAAUUAUGGCUAAAUAUGGUUUUAAAGAUGGCCAAGGGCUGGGUAAACAGGAGCAGGGUAUGUCCAUGGCAUUGCAAGUGGAAAAGACCUCUAAGCGUGGUGGUCGCAUAAUACAUGAACGUGAUGUAUUCUUGCCUCCCCCACCGGCUGCAGUUUCAGUUUCAGCAGGGUCCGCAACACCACAAGCAAACAUGGCAACAACAGAAUCAACCAAUACAGAACCCAGCAUCACGGAAAUUAUGAAGGAUCCCAGUAAAGUGGUUUUGCUAAGGAAUAUGGUCGGCCCUGGCGAUGUUGAUGAAGACCUUGAACCUGAAGUUAAAGAUGAAUGCAAUACAAAAUAUGGUGAAGUGGCUAACGUUAUUAUUCACGAGGCCUUCGGCACAGCGCCCGAAGAUGCCGUGAAAAUUUUUGUAGAAUUUAAACGCAUUGAAAGCGCAAUUAAGGCUGUUGUUGAUCUGAACGGCCGUUUCUUCGGAGGUCGACAAGUACGCGCGGGCUUUUAUAAUUAUGAUAAAUUUAAAAAUUUUCAAUUGGGUUAAAUAAAAGAAAUAUUGAU